CCAUUCAUUGCGCUGUCUGGACUUCACGGAGAGAGCGUCUGACCAAUUAGCUGGCUGUCUGGCUGCACCGAAAGGGUGAGUGUCUACCGAGGCCCAAUCAGCAUCUCAGUGCUGCCUGCCGGUGCCGGGGACUGGUGGUGAGGGGCUGCUGCAACGCGUCAGGACCGGACCGUGAACCCGGAGACGCUACACACUGAGGCGAAAGGAGAUACAGGAUGGAGCAGAUGUCUGAGGAGGCGCUGAGGCUGAACCUACUUAAGCGAGGCCUUGAGUCAACCAGUGAGCGAGAAGAGGCGUUGGCCAAGCGCCUCAAAAUGGAAGGUCACGAGGCCAUGGAGCGCCUGAAGAUGCUGGCGCUUCUUAAACGCAAGGACUUAGCUGACCUAGCAGCCCUAGAUGUUGCAGGGACCUUGGGAGAUGGAAAAGGCCCUGGAGCCAGCAGCCUCCAUCAUCAGAGCCUGAUGGGUGCUGCUUAUGAGGAGAAGUUAAAUGGGAGUCUGAGGCUGGGAAGCCACAGUAGCCCCGUUGGACCAAGUAAGAAUGGAAAGGAGAACAUCCUGGAUGAGCCAGUCGACAUGAGCGCUGGGAGAAGAUGUGAUGCUGAUCAUGACAGACGAACUCCGUCACCGGAUGUCAUCAUCCUGUCAGACAACGAGGCUUCCAGUCCCAGAACAACACCUCGGCCCGAGGAGCGUGUGCACAAGGCUAACCUGGACAUGUUCAAGGGGAAAACAGGAGAGGAGAGGCAGCAGAUGAUCAAAGCUCUAAGAGAAGAGCUUCGUCUGGAGGAGGCUCGUCUCGUGCUGCUGAAGAAGCUCAGGCAGAGUCAAAUGCAGAAGGAGAAUGUUGUCCAGAAGGUCCCAGUGGUCCAGAAUGCUGCAUCAUCUGUGCAGCCUCCUCCCAUCCACAGCUCUCCUGUCCUGGGGAAGCUACCUGUGAGGCCAGGUCUACACAACCCUGAGCCCCAGAACCUCCGCACUGCACAGGGUCACACAGUCAUCCGGUCAGCAGCUAAUGCCAACUUGCCCCCCAUAUUGAUGUCUCAGCGAGUGAUAGCACCCAACCCUGCCCAGCUGCAGGGCCAGAGGGUCACGUCCAAACCUGGGAUGUCUCGUUCCAGUUCCAGCAGCAUGGCUAAUGCUGUCAGCUACCAGCAGGCCAGUCAGGUGGCAGCUUCCCAGCGCUCAGGCUCCAGUGCCAUGUACAUGAACCUGGCCCACAUGCAAGCAGCAGCAGCUGGGGCCAGCGGGGUGGCCGGCGGUCUGGGCGGAGCUUCGGCCGUCAGCCCAUCCACCAUGUCUGGUUCAGCCAGCGGAGCAGUGAGCUCCAUGGCAGACCAGGCGAGCAGUCAGGCAGCAGCCAAGCUGGCCCUAAGAAAGCAGCUGGAGAAAACCUUAUUGGAGAUCCCUCCACCCAAACCCCCAGCCCCUCUCCUGCACUUCCUGCCCUCUGCUGCCAACAGUGAGUUCAUCUACAUGGUGGGCCUCGAGGAGGUGGUGCAGAGUGUGCUCGACAGUCAGGGUAAACUCAGAGGGACGCUGGCCCGUCUGGAGCCUUUCUUCUGCGCCCAGUGCAGAACUGACUUCACCCCCCACUGGAAGCAAGAGAAGAGCGGGAGAAUCCUCUGUGAGCAGUGCAUGACAUCCAACCAGAAAAAGGCUUUGAAGGCAGAGCAUACCAACAGGCUGAAGAAUGCCUUUGUGAAGGCCUUACAACAGGAGCAGGAGAUCGAACAGAGGCUGCAGCAGCAGGCUGCACUCUCUCCCAGCUCAGUCCCUACCAACGCCUCCAAGUCCGACACCAUGAUCCGACAUCAUGCCCUCCGCCAGGCUCCCCAGCCUCAGGCCUCCCUGCAGCAAGGGCUGUCGAACUCGGCACGAGGGGUCCUGUCCAAUUUUGCCCAGGCCUCCCAGCUGUCAGUGGCCAGCAGCCUCAUGGGCAUGACUAGUGCCAAGCAUUGUGGCAGCAGCGGAGGCAGCAGCAACAGCAGCAGUAACAGACUGCAGCAUGACAACCGUCGGCAGAUCUACAACAUCCCAGGGUUAAACAUUGCCUAUCUGAACCCAGCGGCUGUCGGAGCCCAUAAGAGCUCCAGCUUAGCAGACCGGCAGAGAGAGUACCUGUUGGACAUGAUCCCGCCUCGAUCCAUAUCGCAGUCGAUCACUGGACAGAAAUGAGCCCUGUCCAGCUCUUGCCCCUUGAAGCCACCUUCAUCUUCAUACCUAAACCAUACCGAAGCACUCCUAAAUCAGUCGAUACCCUCUCCUCUUCACCUCUCAUCGCAUGCAGUGCCUGUCCAUGUGCCUACCUUAAACUGACCCAUAAAAACCCCACCAAGUUGGACAAGGACUCUAAACUACCAGUGCAUUUGACAUGCUCUUAAUAUAGUAAAAUCCUUCUUCUUCAGUCUAUUUAAGAAUUAUAAUUCCCCUUAUUAUAACUGGUGGUAGCAUUAUUAUUCCUACAACUACCAUAUUUGCUUCUGUUACUAUUACUCAUUAUGCUUUUUCCUUUUGAUAGUUUGUUUUUCUGCUGUUUAUCCUUUACUCUGGGUAGUGACGGCCUGUUGUUGUCGGGUUUCUUUAGGCCAAGGUCAUAUAGGAUUUUUUUUUCCUUUAUAAUUUGUCCUAAAGCUUAGCUGCGACUGUUGCUAGUAACAGAAGAUCAAGAUGAUACGUUCUGGUUGCUAUGCAACUUACAAGCUUUGUAAAAUAGUCUCGACUUGGAUGAAACAGUGGAAAAUCCCGAUGGGUACAAAAACAGACAAUUUGAGGCUCUGCAUGCUCUUGAAAAGAGGAUGAAGAACCCAUUUUAAAAAUGGAAAACCUGGAGGGAGGGAAGGAGGGAGCAGCAGAGCACCCACACCUGUACAAUCUCCCUAAAAGGGCCUGCUUCACAGUGACACACAGCCAAAAUUCUGAUAUGCUAAACUUAAGCUUCAGGACAGCGCCGGAGAUUCUGCCACCGACAGAGUUAAUGAACUGGAAGCGAGCGACAGACGAAAGCAAAAGAAAAUCCUAUGUGAUCAGUGUUCGGAUAAUCUUUCCUUUGCUUCCACCGUUGUUCACGAAAAGCUUCUUAUCAGGUUCUUCAUUUCAGAUUGAAACAGUAACACACUUUUUUAUGCUGGAUGAUACUUAAGUUGUACUAAUCAAGAUGGACAGUCACAGCAGUUUACCAUCUGCCUCUUCAGGAGACCAGCAGUCAGUCGAAACUCCAGCAAGAAGGAAGCUGACAGGCCGAGUCUGUCGUCUGUGUACCUGCCAAGUAUUCAGGCUGCUGAUGCUCUUCAUUCAGACAGAAACCUGUUGGUCCCAUCCCAUUUCACUAUUUGCCAGUGACCUACUAAACCACCUCACCCAUGCUCCCCACCCCAACCCUUUGGCUGUUCAGUAUGCACAGACUGAACCCUUUUUACCCCGCUGUUCCUCGUGGCAUCGCAUAUUCUUUGAGAGAGCGAAAAGACCUCAAAGCUAAAGGUGGAAGCAUAUUUUGUGCGUCCAAACCACAGACUCUGUAACUACAAAUCUGGGUUCUUCUUCUUUUUAUAUUUUGGUUUUUAGAUUAUUUUCUAAAUGUUGUGCAACACCCAUUCCCAAAUCCUAACUACUAUUCCCAUCCCUACCUCAUCCCUUUUUGUUUGUUUGUUUGUUUAAACUUUAUGCGGCGUCUCCUAAUAAAAUGGUUGCGUACCUGAGAGGUACAGCUGCCGGAGACGAUAAUAAUCAACAUAAAACAGAAACUAUUAAAAUGUCUGUAUGGAUUAUGUAUAGAUACCUAGCUUCAGAGAAAAAGGAUGUGGAUUUUAUCUUUUAAGAAGAGGCAUGGCUCAAUCAUGGUGUGUAUGCUCUGCACACACGUUUCCUCACUCCAAAGGAGCACUGUGCAUAUUUCAAAUUAGAUUUUUUUGUAUGGAGAGAAAUUAAGAGUGGCUGCGGUCUGGAUGCUGGCUGACGGCUAACCAGAGUCCGGUGAGAUGCUCCAAGUAGCCUGGAUUUCAUCGAGGUUUGUUUUGUGUUUCUCAUUUUGUUUUAUUUACAGGCUCAUGUUUUUUCAUCAUAAUCCCCAUCAGAUGUGUUUACAUGCUUUUAAUGUUCAAAAACACUUUAUGAUCCUGGAGUUCUACAAAUGCUCCGUUUGAGUGUCUGUGGCUUUGAAGCCCUCCUUCCAAAAUUCCAAUUCUGCUCUUAUUGGUCAGCUGUGAUGACAAAAGCAAGACAAAGUUGGUUACAUAGGUAAACACAUGUUGCUUCUAUCCCUGUGGGUGCUAACUGAAAUCACAGCAGAGCUUACGUUGGUCUUGAUGGGUGUUGUUUGUCACUACUUGUUCUGUUGUUGACAACAUGAACAGGAGGAAGUCGAUGAAAACAGGUUUGUUUGGAACGUCUCUUGGUUGAAAUAGCUCUCAGUUAGCAUGUUAGCAUGCCCGAAUGGUAAAUGGACUGGUUCUUAUGUAGCGCUUUUCUACUCUAUCUGAGCACUCAGAGCGCUUUACACAACUCGUUGAUUCACCCAAUUACACAAGCACUUUUCUAAGUUUUAAGUGUUGUCUUAACUAACAUUCAUACACACAUUCACACUCCGAUGGAUGCAUCAGAGAGCAACCUGGGGUUAGUAUCUUGCCCAAGGAUAUUUGGCAUGCAAACUAGGAUCAAACCACCAACCUUCCCAUUAGUAGGUGACCUGCUCUGCCACCUGAGCUACAGACACCCCGCCUGAGCUACAGCCAGGUGCUGCCACCUGCUCUGCUGCUGGUGUGUCUUGCUGUUCUACCAGUUAUUACUCGUUGACCUUUGAAACAUGCACAAAGAAGUUAUCUAACACACUAAAUGAAGUUUGGAGAAAUGCUGAAAGGGGCACUCAACUUGUUGAUAAAUGACUAAAUCCUAAUUUACUCUCUGCAAAUGUUGGACCUCAGUCCCAGCUUUCAUUUCACUGGUGCCCAGUUUGUACAUGUAUCUAAAAGAUGGAAUUACUCCACUCAUAUUCUGACGCAUAACCCUUACAGAGCCCAGCGUCAGGCCUCACACCGCAUUCUCACUCUAUUUAAAUUCAAAGUAAAGCAAGAGUGUCAUGUGACAGAUCACUGCAGCAAGUGUGCUGUUGGUAAUGGACCGGUUCUUACACAGCCUUUUGCUACUGAACCUAAGCACUCUGUGCGCUUUAUACAACAUAACCUCAUUCACCCAAACACUUUCUCUUUUUGCUAAAAUGUUUUCUAUCUAACAUUCAUACUGUGAUGGAUGCAUCGGAGCACAACUCGGGCUUAGUAUCCUGCCCAAGGAUGUUUGACCUGAGCAGCCAGGAAUUGAACCACCAACUCUCUGAUUAGUAGUUGACCUCCUGCUCGACCUCCCGAGCUACAGCCGCCCCUUUAUUUGUGUUUGUGUAAAAUUAUCUAUUGUUGUUGUUCUUUGGUCGCACAUCAGUUACAGAGUUCUUAUUGCAAACUAAAUUCCAUCUCAGUCCCAGGAUAGAUCAUGUUUACCAUUUGUUAAAGUGACAGCACUCGUCGUUCAGAUGGAGAACUGUUGGCAUGUUACACACAUGAUAGUGAAAAUAGUGAGAAGAACCAAUCGUUCAAUGUUAUUAAGAACAGACUCUUUGCCUGUUUCAGGCUUCACCUCAAACGCUACAGCCCAUCUUCUCGCUGUGCUCUGGAUAAGAAAUAGUGGAAGUUGGUGACAUAAAAUGUCACUGGGCUCCUGCUUUUUACAUAAGCAGCUCUCAAAGAUGCAGCAGAGUCAUGUGCAGUGUUAGGAAAUGUUAUUUCUUCCAACGUAGUUUUGGAGUUGUGACGACAAAGUGAGCCAGGUUGAGAACUGCGGUGCUGUCAAAUUAACAGAACUAGGCAUCUGAUGGUGUUAAUCCCCUUUUAUCUAUUUAUCAUGUAAGUGUGUGUUUUCACAAACCAUUUGAAGUAUUUUCAUGAUGACGUCGAUGGUUUUGCUCAGGACAAAACCUCUAAACCUGCCCCAAACCCCAAUCUGUCAGUUGCUUUUUCACAGUUAGUGAGCGCGCUGUUGUUAGACGGUCUCAAACUAUCAUAACCAACAGUGUUAGAUUA
This is a messenger RNA of Oreochromis niloticus (Nile tilapia), 6067 nucleotides long. It is a transcript of the gene gatad2b, whose product is annotated as GATA zinc finger domain containing 2B. The record is from RefSeq and is a predicted model, not a curated record. The transcript is spliced from 11 exons. Gene Ontology annotation, cellular component: NuRD complex. Gene Ontology annotation, biological process: negative regulation of transcription by RNA polymerase II. Bases 216 to 2177 code for a protein of 653 amino acids. NCBI's taxonomy places the organism in Eukaryota, Metazoa, Chordata, Actinopteri, Cichliformes, Cichlidae. Gene Ontology annotation, molecular function: sequence-specific DNA binding.